Messenger RNA from Poecilia latipinna (sailfin molly), 1078 nucleotides. RefSeq names its product RELT TNF receptor (gene relt). Gene Ontology annotation, molecular function: protein binding. The record is from RefSeq and is a predicted model, not a curated record. NCBI's taxonomy places the organism in Eukaryota, Metazoa, Chordata, Actinopteri, Cyprinodontiformes, Poeciliidae. The transcript has 7 exons. Bases 306 to 962 code for a protein of 218 amino acids. Gene Ontology annotation, biological process: apoptotic process.
CACACACACCGCAGAGAGACAGAGAAAGGGAGGGGGCGGGGGGAUCCUCGCGUAUACCGGCUUUGUGGUUUCCAUCCCCUAUCAAGCGUUUUACCAGCACCUGCCAGCUCAGCUCAGCCCGGUGGAGCCCAUGACGAUAAUUAUGCUCGUUUUCAACUAUUAACUUCAGCUACAUUCAUUCACCGAACCGGGUUUCCUGUCUUGGAAAUUCAAGUUUUUCCACAGGCCAGGAGUGGGACCUUGAGCAGCUUAAAGGUCCACCUGUACUCCAGAUCAUAUGCACAUAGAAGAAUACAUUGAAAAAGAUGAGGAACCACCUGUGCUGCUCAACUCUCGUCCUUCUCGCGGUGAUAGGCUGUGGUGGAACUGCAGCGGUGCAGUGUCGGUGGGGAGAAGGGUGUGUGUGUUUGCAAUGCCCUGCAGGCCAGGAGCCAUCCAAGCCUUGCAGGCAGAUCCAGAGUUCAGCUGAAGACAUUAAAUGUCAGUUCUGCCCACCUGGGAGCUUUUCAGACACGGUCGACUCUGAGCUCUGUCGUCCACACACAUCCUGCGAGAUCCUGGGCAGAAAUGUUUCAGUGUCUGGGACUCUGACCUCAGACGCUGUCUGUGGCGACUGUCUGCCUGGAUUUCUCUCUCCUGAUGGGGGACAAGUUUCCACUGAAAGCGGUUGCACGAAAACAGAAUUGCAUGCCAGAAAGGUUCGCACUGUGGAAAAAGGUUCCUCCAGUGGGGCAGGAGGACCAGCCAACAGCACGGUGGUUCGAAGUGCCGAGGAAAAGACGGCGGAGUACGCUGUGUUCGCAUUGGUGCCUGUCUUCUGCAUAAUGGGCCUGUUGGGCAUCCUGAUCUGCAACAUCCUGAAGAAGAAGGGAUACAACUGCACUGCUGAGAAGGACGGGAAAGACGAAGAGACUGCCACACCUCAGAAAGAAGGUGAGAAAGACAAAAAAGUGCAAAAUUGACCAUGUAAUGUCAUUGAAUCCUGUAAUCCUGUAACGAUUGGUGCUGUGAUGUGCUCUAAAGGCAUCAGCGCUCAGAGGAAGCGAGGGCUUUUUUUUUUUUUUUAAUGCCAUACAAG